AUUUUUCUAUAAGAGUUUAUUUUUAGCGUUUCAACUUUGCGGGGAGGAGAAAAAAGUACGAAGUGGGAUCGGCCGGAAAUUCCACUUUCCACUCCCCCUCCGUCGUCACGAGUAUAUUUGUCCUAUUGUCACGAGAAACACCUCAGUUACACGCCACGGGGUUGAAAAGGUGGACGCAUUCGCUCGAUCCAUGUGCUUGGCCUCGACACCCCGACUUGCGUUAUGUCGCGAAAAAAGAAAAUCUCUUCACUUCGCGCACAUCGUUUAUAGUUAACCCGGAAAAUUAAUCUAGACAAUUAAAAAAAUAAUUAAAACCUUGUUAUGAUCUUAUAAUAUACCUUUUAAAGCGUUUCCGGACUCUCUUGACGCGAUUUUUUCUGCCCUCUAUGAUGACAUCACGCACGCGAAUGAUGUUUGAAACCAAUAUUUAUUAAUUAAAUUCAUAAAAUAAAUUUCUUUUGAUCAACGCUCGAUCAACGGUGAACUUCAGUGACUCUAUUAGUGUUCCUUCGUUUUCUUGUGAUUUAGGACUAUCAGAUUUAUCAAUGACAUCAAUAUUCGAUAAGAAUAAUUACAUUAGAGUGAAUGUAAAGUACGAACGCAGAGCAAGAGACAAAGUAAUCUUUUAUUACAUACACUUUGUUUCAUGACAAUGUGAAAUUCGCGUGACAUGUAGACUUUUAAAUAUUAUAUGGAAAUCAUUUUAUGAGAAUGCGUGUAAUUAAUUAAUUUCGUAAUGAAUAACGAACGAGAAACGCAAUUAAUGUAGAUAUUACGAUUAUCGCAAGGACAAAAGUGAGUAAUCGAUCGAUCGUUUCUUUAUUCGUUCGUCCUUUCGCAUAAACGAAAGUAAAAUUCUUUAUCUGAAAGGAAAAAACUUGGAAAAAAGAAACUUAAGAGGUGCAAAGAAUCAAUUUCAAGGAAAAAGAAAAGACCAUGUGGAAAUCGGAUAGACGGAUACAGAUACUAUAUGAUACACUUAGCUAUGAGUCGCACGUGCAAUAGUAUUAGUGAGCGCACACAAGAUAGAAUAAUAAGAUAUACCAAUAAAAAAUACCAAUAAUACCAAUAGAAAAAUUACUUAACGAGGGCCCGAGUGGGGAAACAAGACGGAGUUGCUAAGUGCCAUAUAUAGGCGUCGGUUCUGGAUACACAUCAGUCGUUCGGCAGAUCUCAUACAGUACAGAUACAUGUGCCACGUUAAAAGAAAACAAAUUCUUGUUGCCAAAGAGGUUUGUCAUACUUAAUAUCUGAAUGCUCAAGUGCAAUUCCACAGUGGCGAUUUUAUUCUACAACGGCCCUAGCAGCCUGAUUCUUGCCGUCUGUAGAUUUUUAUGAAUAGUCUUGGCCUCAGAUGGUACCACCUGCCGAAAGGAGAGCCACAGAACUGAAAGAAACCCGCGACUGAUGAGAACUGAACCUGCUUAGAACAAUCAAUACGACAAAGAUGUUUGUUACUAUAUUAUUAUUACUUGUCUUAAUUGGAUAUUUGACAUAUCAUUAUUACGUGCAAUAUGGACCAAAUGGACAAUUAAUCAAUAAAAUACCAGGACCAAUAGGUUAUCCAAUUAUUGGUAAUAUAUUGUUAUUCACUCGGAUAGAUUUACUAGUUCCCAUCUGGAAGGUUCACUUUAAUUUAAUUAAUCAGUAUUAUCCCCUUUUUAAAAUAUGGUUUUUCUUAAUAUCUAUUGUGGGUAUUCGUCAUCCCGAUGAUCUAGAGGUAAUACUGGGCAGUACAAAACAUAUCGAAAAGAGUAAAAUUUAUGACGUUUUAAAGUCUUGGUUCAACACGGGUCUUAUUGUCAGCAAAGGUUCAAAAUGGCAAUCACGACGAAAGAUAUUAACUCCCACAUUCCAUUUUAAUAUAUUACAGCAAUUUGCUGAGAUUUUAAUCGAAGAAGGCGAGAGGAUGUCAACAUCCUUAAAAAAUACAGGAGACACUAUUACAAAAGAUUUAAUACCGUUUAUUGGUGUACAUACGAUGAACGCAUUAUGUGAAACUGCAAUGGGAACUUCUUUGAAAGAAACGGAUUCAUUUCAUAUUCAGCAAUAUCGAAAAGCGUUUCACCAAUUAACUAAAAUUUGUUUGUAUAGGUUCUUCAGGCCUUGGUUGCAUAACGAAUGGAUAUUCUCAUUAACGCCGAAAGGUAGAGAACAAACAAAAAUUCUGAAGAUAUUGCAUGGAUUUACUGAGAAAAUUAUUGCAGAAAGAAAAAUUUAUCAUAAACACUAUGAACAACACAAGAAAAAUUUCAGUGAAAAUUCAGUCACAGUUGCAGAAACUACUGCAAUUAAAAAAAAAAGACUUGCUAUGUUGGAUCUUUUAAUAUCGGCAUCUCAAGAGGGUCUAUUAACUGAUUCCGAUAUUAGAGAAGAAGUUGAUGUCUUUAUAGCUGCGGGUUAUGAUACUACAACAUUAACUAUAUUCUAUACUUUAUCACUCCUGACCGAACAUAAAGAUAUCCAGGAUUGUGUCAGAAAAGAAGUCGAUGCUAUUAUGCAAGAGAAUCAAGGAAAACUUACUGUUCAAUCGUUACAAUAUCUACAAUAUUUAGAGAGAUGUAUAAAAGAAGCAUUACGUUUAUAUCCGAGUGGUUAUUUUAUAUCACGAGUUACUUCGGAAAAGGCACAGUUAAAAUCACAUUUAAUACCUGCCGGAACAAUAAUGUUUCUUAGUAUCUACGGUGUUCACAGAGAUCCUAAUUUUUGGCCAAAUCCAGAAAUAUUUGACCCAGAUAGAUUUUUGCCUGAGAAUAUCCAAAAUCGUCAUCCUUAUUCGUAUAUACCAUUCAGUGCUGGACCACGUAAUUGUAUCGCCCAACGAUUUGCUAUGUUGGAGAUAAAAGCAAUGGUAGCUCCUUUAAUUCACAAUUUUUAUUUGGAGCCUGUGGAUUACUUAAAAGAUCUACGAAUGGCAUUUGAUGGUACGUUGUGCCCUCCUCAUCCACAUUGUAUCAAAUUUAUUCCAAUUGAUAGAAAAUGCGUAUAAAUAUUUAAAAAGAAAUUUUGAAACCGACAAAUGUAUUAUUGUUAUAAAAUAAAGAAAAUUGUUAUGCUAUUACGUAUACAUUACUAAUCAAAAUAAAAAAUAUGCUUUUGUAAAUGUGUAUUAUAUAACCAGGGGAAUAAAAGACAAUAAUGAUAUA
This is a messenger RNA of Monomorium pharaonis (pharaoh ant), 3146 nucleotides long. Its product is annotated as cytochrome P450 4C1. The transcript has 14 exons. The record is from RefSeq and is a predicted model, not a curated record. NCBI's taxonomy places the organism in Eukaryota, Metazoa, Arthropoda, Insecta, Hymenoptera, Formicidae. Bases 1448 to 2989 code for a protein of 513 amino acids. Gene Ontology annotation, molecular function: heme binding; oxidoreductase activity, acting on paired donors, with incorporation or reduction of molecular oxygen; iron ion binding.